Molecule: messenger RNA, 11854 nt
Organism: Stegodyphus dumicola
Lineage: Eukaryota; Metazoa; Arthropoda; Arachnida; Araneae; Eresidae
Cellular component (GO): extracellular region
Molecular function (GO): chitin binding
Source: RefSeq, a predicted model, not a curated record
AUAUAGUGUAGGUUCAUGUCUGUGUACUGCUCAACGUGACAAAAACUGUUAAGUUGAUCGAAGUAAUUAACGCGAAUCGUUCUUCUUUUUUUGGACAUGAUAUAUAAACUGCAAAUUGCAGUUUUUUUGCUUGGAAGCCUUUUGCAAGCUGUUUCUGCAGAAAGUGAAGAGGCGGACCCAUGCCAAGGCAGAGUUGGAAUUUUCUCGAAUCCGGAUGAUUGCGCAACAUAUCUGAUUUGCCAAAAUGGGAUUUCAGAGAUUGCCAGUUGUCCGGAUGGACUUCUUUUUGAUCGUUACAAAAGGACUUGUGACAGAAAUGUGACAGUGGAUUGUUCAGACGCUGGAGCUUCCGACUUGCCUCCAUAUCAGACUGGUGUACGCUCUGACGAUGUAGUGUGUGAAAGCAAUAACUGUUCAUGUAUCUAUCCGAGUAAGACGACUUGCUGUCAGUACUAUCGGUGUGAAGACGGAGUAGCCUACCUAGAACAGUGCUCUGAAGGACUACUCAUGAACCCUGAAACGCUUACUUGUGACUAUGCUGAGGACGUGAGUUGUGCUGUUUCUGAAGAAGUUGGACAGGAGGAUCCAUGCCAAGGCAAAGUUGGAGUUUUCUCAAAUCCAGAUGAUUGCACGACGUACAUGAUUUGUCAAAAUGGAAUUUCGGAGAUUGUUAGUUGUCCAGAUGGACUACUUUUUGAUCGUUAUAAAAGGACUUGCGACAGAAACGCCUCAGUGGCUUGUUCAGACGCUGGAGCAACGGACUUGCCUCCAUACCAGACCGGCGUUCGCUCUGACGAUAUAGUGUGUGAAAGCAAUAAUUGUUCAUGCAUCUAUCCGAGUAAUACGAGUUGCUCUCAAUACUAUCGGUGUGAAGAUGGAAUAGCCUACGUCGAACAGUGUUCGGAGGGACUGCUGAUGAACCCUGAAACACUUACUUGUGAUUAUGCUGAAGACGUGACUUGUGAUAUAACGCCAAGUUACGACACAUCGUCUCCAACCAUAACAGCUUAUUACCUAUCUUCAGGUAGUGACCUGGAAGACGAUAAUGAAAUUCUUUCUUCUACGACAGAGGAAGAAAUAAAUAUUGAAAGCGAAGAAUCAACUUUAUAUCCUACAUCAGAAAUAACAAGUGUCAUCGGGCAAAGUACAUUCAUGGAUGGAAAUACAGGUAAUGAUUUCGACGAAAAUGAAAGAGGAACUACUAUGAUACUUACUUCUGAAGCAGAAUUUAGUGGAAACACAAUUGGUGAUGAUGCGGUAACACCUUCUGAAUCGUAUUCUCUACCAGAAUCAACUGAUGGCAUGGCCUUAACAGGAAUACCUGUAAAUGGUACUUUCUCGCAGCCUAGCACUGCAAUGCCUGACAAUAUAACUAGUGAAGAUGGAACUUCUACUUCCUUCACACAGACAGAACGAGAUCUGUUAACAACAGUCAUGAGUACCGUAACAAAGUACUUCUUUAGUGACAAGGCUAGCGAAACCACUUCAGAAACAUAUCCUGCAACUAAAGAAGAAACGUCGGAAAAUGAUUUAGAAACGGAUGUCCAGUCUGUUUCAACAUCUGAAAGUAUUACGUUUACCGCAAUGCCAUAUAAAACACCAGUAAAUUCAGAAUCCACUUUAUCAGUAUCGUCAACUUUAAGUUCUGUUAUUACAGGAGAAUCAACAGUAACGGAAAUUUCAUCUGCGAUUACUACAGGGGAAAGUGAGUCUUAUUUUGAUUCAGAAAAGACUUCCAGUGAGAACGGCCAGAUUACAGAACAUGUGACGCCUGAAUCAAAAUCAACUUCGAUGGAUGAUAUCUCCAAAAGUACAAUCCAUACUUCUCCAACUGAAUUCAUAAAGUCUGAAGACAAUUUUUCUCAAGAAACUACCAGUUCUCGCAUUAUUGACAGCUCAGUAAAAUCAACAUCUCCAGUAUCAGUUGUUUAUAGAUCUACAGACUCAGAAUUAUCCUUUGAUGAUACUACUGCAAACGAUAACUCUGUAUACACAAAGGAUUCAUCAACAAUAUCUCAUGACAUUGUAGAAUUAUCUACACUGCAUAUAAAUCAGACUCAAAAAACAAAUUCUGAUGAAAUAAAAGAUACAUCGAAUUUACCUGUUAACUUUAAUGUUACAACUGCACCUGAAGAAACGCCUACUGGGACCACUGCAGUUGAAGGCAGAUCUGAAAUUAUGACAAAUGUACCUUCAAUGGAGAUUACCGAUAAUUCUGAAAAGGAACGCGUUGGUACUGAUGCAAUAAACGAGACAGCAGAUAAUGGGUUUGAUAUCACUACGAAUUUCAUUACUUUGACAUCAGAAACUCAAGAUCCAUUUGCAAAUUCUGACACCUCUGUUACAAAAUUAACAUCACCUUCCAAAGAUGCAUCCCUAAUUAGCACAACAGGUAGUCAAGAUACCUCAACCUACAGUGAUAUCAUAGAUUCUAAUCCAACAAGCGUUAUAUUUACCACUGAAAGUAUUAUAAGUACCAAUGACAGCAAUAUCAUAGAUUCUAAUCCAAUAAGCGUUAUAUUUACCACUGAAAGUAUUAUAAGUACCAAUGACAGCAAUACUGAAACUGCUACCCUUCAGUCUGUGUCUGAUAUUCGAAACGAUAUAACUUCGGAUUCGGCAUCGAGUUCUCCUACUGUAUCUUUUACAUCUGAAACUGCCUCAGAAUUGAGCACUGCUACUGAAGGAAAUGCACAAUAUACUCCUAACGAUAUUGCUAAAGAAAUAAAGGAAAAUGAAUCGGUUGCUACCAAUAUAAUAUCAACGAAUUCAGGACAUAUUGAUUUGACCACAAAAUUCACUGAAAUAUCAUCAGAAACUCCAGCUUCUACAACAACUUUUGCAACAAAAUUCACUGCACUUCCUGUAAGAUCUUCCGGCUUUAGUACGGGACCAGAAAUGGAGAUUUCAACUAAUGCUCGCACUGAAGCUUUUACUUCAGAGACGGCAUACGAAAAUUCCACUGAAGACACUACAGUAUCUAAUUCGGUAUCUAAUUUACGCACCGAGCCUUUUUCAUCUGAAACUGCUCCGAAAAGGAGCACUGUAAAUGAAGUUGCGCAAUAUACUACACCAACCGAAGCGGAUAUUAUUAGUUCAGUGGAAACGACUGGAGAAACUGUCCUUGAUUCUACCACAAAAGUCACUGAAACAACUUCUACUAUACGGUUCACUUCGCCUUCUAGAGAAUUUUCCAGCAUCACCUCGGAAACGGAUAUGUUGACAGUUAAAAACCCAACAGUGAUCACUUCUACUUCCAGGAGUGCAACAUCUGGAAUUGUGACAGAACCUACAGCUGAUUUUGAUGAGUCUACGACGGAAACCCGAUCUGAAAUUUCUGUGUCUGAAACGAUGUCAGAACUGCGUACGGAGACUUUUACAUCUGAAACUAGUUCAGAAUCUAUACCAACGAUUACAGAACAUUUCAUUGAUUCUACCACAGAAUUAACUGAAGCGACAUCAAAAUCACAGAAUCCGACUUCUAUCACGAAAUCGACUGCUCCUUCUCAACAAACUUCUACUUCUGCGGAGUUGGAAACAUCAACAAAUACACAGUCACCAAAAAUUACUCUCAUUACUAAAACUUCUACUUCAAAUGUUAUGACACCCUCUAAUGAAGUUGUGUCGGAAACUCGACCUAAAACAUUAACAUCCAAUUCGGUUACGAACUUUCCCUCUGAUUCUUUCACUUCAGAAUCUAUCACAGCAGCUGACAUCCGAACUACUUUUAGUAAAGAAACUACUGAAACUGAGUCAGUUGAUAUUAGUUCCGUACCACCUACUACAAAACGUGUCUUUGAUUUCAUAACAGAAUUCCCUGAAGUGACAACAGAAACGCAGAAUCCGACUUUUAUCCCAGACCUCACUAUAUUUACAGAAAGAACUUCUAGCAUUAUUACGGAAUCUGAAAAAAGUACUUUAAGAAUUACAGAGCCAACAAUAAACCCUUUUACUAGUGCAAAUACAGGUUCUGUGGUUGUGACAGAAACUCGCACUGAAGCUUCUACCCCGGAAACCGUGACAGAAACCGCAGCUGAAACAUUUCCUUCGGACACAAUGCCGGAUCUACAUACGGAAUCUUUCACAUCUGAAACUAGCUCAGAACUGAGCAGGACAGCUGAUAAUAUUGCACAACAUACUACGCUUAGCAGACAGAGCACUGAAACUGAAUCAAGCACAGUUUCUUUUGUAUCAACAAUUACCGAACAGUUUAUUGAUUCCACUACAGAUUUUACUGAAGUGACAGCAAGAUCGCAGGAUCUGACAUCUGUUACAAAAUUCACUGCAUCUGCCCUAGGAUCGUCUACCAUUGUUACGGAAUCUAAAGCAAAUAAUCUAACGACAACACAUUCUAAUGAUUCGAGUACUGUAUCUGAUGUUGUGACAGAAAGUCUCACUGAAACUAGUUCUUCAGAUGCUGUGACAGUAACUCAGACUAAAACUGUAUCCGAGACUGCAUCAGAGACCUCGAUGCAUGAAACAGUGUCGAAUUUGCGCACUGAUCCAUUCACCUCCGAAACUGCCGCUGAAACGAGCAGUACAGGUAAAACAAAUGUAACUAGUGAGAGCACUGUAACUGGGUCGGUUAUUAUUUCUUCCUUACCAGCGACUAUUUCACUACCGACAUCUGUUAUAAAAUCCACUGUCUCUUUUCCAGGUUUUUCGACUAUUACUACUGGAUCAGAAACACAUGCGUCAACGAAUAUGGGAACAUUCACUUCUACUAUUGAAGCUGCUACUUCAGAAGAUGCGACAGAAGCUAGUACUGAAUCUGCUACUCUAGAGACUAUGACUGAAUUCCAGAGUAAAACUUCUCAAUCUGAUUUGGUAUCGGAUUUGUCCACCAAGUCUUUAAUAUCUGAAACUUUUCCACAAUCGACCACUGUAAGUGAGGAUCUAACACAAUAUGCUACGACAGAAGAUAUUGGAGGAACUUCUGAAAAUGGGUCAAGUACUAUCACUUCAGCGUCAAUGGCUACCGAAGGUUUCAUUGAUUUCACAACAGAACUGCCUGAUGUGAUAUCGGAUACAGUAAAUCCAGAAUCUAUUACGAAAUUCAUCGCACCUUCCCAAGGAAUUUCUAAGACCGUUACGGAUUAUAAAACAGAUAUUUCAAUGAUUACACAACCUGUAACAAUCACUUCUAUUACUGGAAGCACAGCAUCUGCAGUUGCGACAAAAACACUCACUGAAACUGGUACACCGAAGAUUGUGACGAAAACCCAAACUGAGACGUCUACUUCUGAAACAGAGUCCGAUAUAUUCACCGAUUCUUUCAAAACUGUAACUAUCUCGGAAAUCAACUCAGCAACUGAGAGUAUCUCACAAUAUACGACAAAACGUAUUACUGGAGAAAACACUGAAACCGAAUCAGUGCCUACUUCAGUACCAACUGCUGCUGACCAAUUCAUUAACACCACUACAGAAUUUACUGAAAUGAUAUCGGAAAAAAAGAAUGCGACUUCCGUUACAAAAUUCACUGCUACUUCUCAAGGACCUUCUAGCAGUGUUACGGACUCCGAAGCAAAUCCUUCAGCAACAAUAAUUUCAAAUACUGAAAGCAUAACAUCCGCUGUUGUGACAGAAAUUCUCCCUGAAUCUUCUACUCUAGAAACUGUGACGGAAAAGCGAGAUGAAACGUCUCCCUCUGAAAGAGUAACAGAUUUUCAUACAAAGUCUCUCACAUCUGAAACAAGAGCUGAAACCGAAACUCCAACUGAAGAUAUUUCACAAUAUACUACUAAAAGCGGUAUUAGUAAAAAUGAAACUGAAUCAAUUACUAUUAUUUCAACACCAACGACAGCAGAACGGUUGGUUGAUACAACCACUGAAGCAAAGAAUCCAGUUGCUACAAAAUUCACUGCGCCUUUCGAAAAGACUUCCAGCACUACCGCGGAGUCAGAAUUAGAUAUAUCGAUAACUGAAGAACCAACAUCAUUCAUUUCUACUGGAAGUACAGCAUCUGCAACUGUUACGGAAACCCGCUCUGAAACACCUAAUCUAGGGACAAUUACGGUAAGCCAAGAAGAAACUGUUUCAGAUUUACCAACUAAAUCUUACACAGCUAUCUCAGAAAGGAGCACUCCAACGGAAAAUAUUACACAAUAUACGACAAAAAGUAUUAGUACAGAAAACACUGAAACCGAAACAGUCAGUGAUUCAGUACCUGUAACUACCGAACGAUUGAUUGAAUCCACUACAGAAUUGAUUGAAAUGACAUCAAAGACAGAGGAGGCGAUUUCCGUUACAAAAUCCACUGUUAUUUCUCAAGGAUUUUCCAGCACCGAUACGGAUUCGGAAGCAAAUAUUUCAAUGAUUACACAGCCUAUAACAACCACCUAUAUUACUGGAAGCACAGCAGUUGCGACAGAAUCAGGCACUGAAUCUGCUACUCCAGAAACUGUGACGGAAACCCGAGGUGAAAUGUCUCCUUCUGAAACUGUAACAGAUUUUGUUACCAAGGCUUUCACAUCUGAAACAGUCACUGAAACCGACAAUCCAACUGAGGAUAUUACACAAGAUACUACUACAAGCAGUAUUAGUAAAACUGAAACUAUUACUUCACCAACAACGACUGCAGAACGGUUGGUUGAUACAACCAUUGAAACAAAGAAGGCAAUUGUUACAAAAUUCACUGCGCCUUUCGAAAGGACUUCCAGCACUAGUGAGGAAUCAGAACUAGAUUUAUCGACAACUGAAGAAUCAACAUUUAUUUCUACUGGAAGUACAGCAUCUGCAACUGUUACGGAAACCCGCUCUGAAACUCCUAAUCUAGGGACAAUUACGGUAAGCCAAGAAGAAACUGUUUCAGAUUUACCAACUAAAUCUUUCACACCUAUCUCAGAAAGGAGCACUCCAGCGGAAAAUAUUACACAAUAUAUGACAAAAAGUAUUAGUACAGAAAACACGGAAACUGAAACAGUCAGUGAUUCAGUACCUGUAACUACCGAACGAUUGACUGACGCCACUACCAAAUUGAUUGAAAUAACAUCAAAGACAGAAAAGGUGACUUCCGUUGCGAAGUCCACUGUUACUUCUCAAGGAUUUUCCAGCACUGAUACGGAUUCGGAAGCAAAUAUUUCAAUGAUUACACAGCCUGUAACCAUCACUUCUAUCACUGGAAGCACAGCAUCUGCAGUUGCGACAGAAACACUCACUGAAUCUACUACUCCAGAAACUGUGACGGAAACCCGAGGUGAAAUGUCUCCUUCUGAAAUGGUAACAGAUUUUCUUACCAAGGGUUUCACAUCUGAAAUAGUCACUGAAAUCGACAAUUCAACUGAGGAUAUUACGCAAGAUACUACUACAAGCAGUAUUAGUAAAACUGAAACCGAAACUAAAUCAAUUACUACUACUUCACUACCAACGACUGCAGAACGGUUGGUUGAUACAACCACUGAAACAAAGAAGCCAAUUGUUACAAAAUUUACUGCGCCCUUCGAAAGGACUUCCAGCACUAGUGAGGAAUCAGAACUAGAUUUAUCGACAACUGAAGAAUCAACAUUUAUUUCUACUGGAAGUACAGCAUCUGCAACUGUUACGGAAACACGCUCUGAAACUCCUAAUCUAGAGACAAUUACGGUAAGCCAAGAAGAAACUAAAGGAGCACUCCAACGGAAAAUAUUACACAAUAUACGACAAAAAGUAUUAGUACAGAAAAACACUGAAACCGAAACAGUCAGUGAUUCAGUACCUGUAACUACCGAACGAUUGAAUGAAUCCACUACAGAAUUGAUUGAAAUGACAUCAAAGACAGAGAAGGCGACUUCCGUUACAAAAUCCACUGUUACUUCUCAAAGAUUUUCCAACUCUGUUACGGAUUCGGAAGCAAAUAUUUCAACGAUUACGGAGCCAAGAAUUAUCACUUCUACUUCUGGAAGUACAUCUGCUGUCGUAACAGAAAUUCGCACCGAAUCUGCUACUGCAGAAUCUGUGACAAAAACCAGAUAUGAAACGUCUCCCUCAGAAACAGUAUCGGAUUUGCAUACCAAGCCUGUAACACUUGAAACAGUGACUGAAUCGAAUAAUCCAACUGAGGGCUUUACACAAUCCACUUCAAGCGAUAUUAGAAAAACAGCUGAAUCUAUUACUAUUAUUUCAGAACCAACGACUACGGAGCGGUUCAUUGAUUCAACUACGGAAACAAAGAAGCCAACUGUCACGACAUUCACUGCGGCCUUUGAAAGGACUUCGGGCAUUACUGCGGAAUCAGGAAUAGAUAUAUCAACGACUAUAGAACCAACAUCAUUCAGUUUUACUACUGGAAGCACAGCUUCUGCGAUUGUGACAGAAACUCGCACGGGAUCUGCUAUUCCGGAGACUGUCACGGAAAAUAGAAUUAAAACAGUUUCAGAUUUAUUUACCGAGCCUUUCACAACUAAAUCUAUCUCGGACUCUAACACUGCAACUGAGAGUAUUACGCGUUAUACAACAAAAGGCUUUAGUACAGAUAAAACUGAAACUGAAUCGGUCAAGAUUUCCUCAUUACCAACGAGUACCGACAGACUCAUAAAUUCCACUACAGAAUUUACUGAAAUGACAUCGGAAACACAUAAUCCUCCUUCAAAAUUUACUGCGCCUUCUCAGCAAGGAUCUUCCAGUACAGCUACAGAAUCGGAAACAAAUAUGUCAACGAUUAUAGAGCCAAAUAUAGUAACAUCUACUGCUGAAAGUACAACAUUUUCUGUUGUGACAGCAUCUAGCACUGAAUCUGCUACUCCAGGAACUAUGACAGAAACUGCAAGUGAAACCUCUGCUUUUGUUACGAUGUCAGAUUUGCAUACGCAGCCUUCCACAUCUGAAACGACGUCGGAAUCGAAAUAUAUCACUGAAGAUGUAACGGGAUAUACUACAAAUGAUGUUAGCGGAAAGAGUAUUGAAACUGAACCUGCUACUAUUACUACUGCAGCAACGACUCCAGAGCGGUUCACUGAUUCCCCCGCAAAAUUCACUGAUGUGACAUCGGAGACUAAGAAUUCGACUGAAACUUUUGUAACAAAAUUCACUGCAUAUGAAACUCUGUCGUCUAGUGAGUCAACAGCGUCAGAAAUACAUACCUCGAUAAAUACAGAACCAAUAACAAAGUCAUUUACUGAUGAAAACUCAUUUGAGACUGUAACAAUUUUACCCGUAGAAACAUCUACUUCUGAGACAGAUUUGGAAACACGUUUUCAAUCUUCUACAUCUAUAACAUUGUCGGAAUCUGGAACCGUUUCUGAGGUCAAGGAAUCAACUACUAUUUCAACGAUGUGUUUGGAUCCCAAUGGAAUGUAUCCACAUCCAACGGAUUGCCAAGCAUUUUACAAAUGCACAGAAGGCGUGCCUGUUCUAUCCUUGUGUGUCGGCGAUGAGCAUUUCAAUCCUAGAGAUCAUCUUUGUCAAGAUCCAUGCUUAGCUCUGUGUGAUAAUACUAUUGACUGCUCAGGUAUGACGCAGAGUCCUUCAAGUGUGACAACAGAAGAAUUCUUCCCUUCUGAUGAUAUCAGCACGACACUUAUGACUGAAACAACAAGUUACAGAAGCUCAACUGCAUCCAAUAACGAGAUUUCAAGUACUUCCAUUGUCAGUGAAGUGACUGCAAUAGAUGAUAACAGCACCGAAAUCAAAAUAUCCACUUUAUUAACAUCACCUGAAAAGUUUACUUCCUUUCAGACAACUCUAGAGAUUGCCAAGACCACUUUAUCUGACAUAUCGAGCACAGGAUCAUCUGAAGAGACAAAUAAUUCUCCAAUCAGCGUCCUUAGUACCACUGCAACUGGGCCAUCAAAUUUUAUGUCUACCACAGUGUAUGAUAUAAAUAAGACUGAAUCGCCGAUAUGUCAGGAUCCAAAUGGUUUAUAUCCCAACCCAAAUGACUGCAGGUCUUUCAUCAUGUGUAUAGGCGGUGAACCAUAUGAAACUCAAUGUGACGAGCAAUUGCAUUUCAGCCCACUGACAGAGCAUUGUGAAUUUCCUUGUAUUGCAAAAUGUGAUCCUACACUUGAUUGUUCCUCCACAAAUCCACCGAUUUUAACUUCAGCUGUGCCUUUUAUCAAAUGUCCACAAAAGGAUUUCUUCCCUGUAUUUGAACAGUGCGAUUAUUACUUCGACUGCGUGGACAGAUUCCCCAGGAUUCAAAGUUGUCCUGUUGGCUUAACAUUCAAUGCUACGACGAGAGUCUGCGAUUGGCCAGAAAAUGCUGAAUGUGGGAGCUCUGUGAAGGCUCUUCCCGAAUCGGAUGAUUGGCAUGACUGCCCUUGUGAAACCUGUUUAGUACCAUCAAUGAGCAGCUGCAAGGCAUAUUAUUUCUGCUUUAAUUACAAAGCAUACCCAAUGGAAUGUUCGGAUGGUCUCUUAUUCGACCAAUCUUUGAACACUUGCAAUUACCAGUCGAAAACACUUUGCAAUAUAGCAUCGUCUACUACUACUACUACUACUCGCACUUCGACUACAACUACAACAGCUAUUUCGUCGAGUACUACGCAAAGCUACAAAUGUCCAGAAAGAAAUGGAAUGUUUAGAGAUCCUUCAAACUGUAGACGCUUCAUCCAUUGCUCAAACUAUUGGCCUUAUAUCAAGGAUUGUCCAGGUGGUCUUCACUUCAGCGUUGAGUUGCAACGAUGUGAAUGGCCGUGCGAAGCGAAAUGCGAUCUAACCUUGCCUUGCGUAGCCGCUCAACAAACACCCACUCCACUUCGUCUUCCAUCUACGACUCCGGAUCCUUUGUGCCCUUGUAAAAACUGCCGUGUGUCGAAUCCAGAAUCCUGCACCAAAUACAUCGAAUGCACAAACGGUAUAUCUAAACGCAAGAAUUGCCCAAGAGGACAGACAUUUGAUCAUCAGCGACAGCGCUGUGACUGGGCACACAAAGUGGAUUGUCCUUAUAGUCAAAUGUGCCCUAGAACUAAUGGGCUCUUUCUGUACAAAGAUGACUGCCACAAAUUCGUCCAUUGUUCAAAUGGAAUUCCUUAUAUAAAAACGUGUCCAGGAGAACUUGAAUUUGACCCUAGGACGUUGCGGUGUGAAUGGCCAUCUGGAAAAUGUGUUUCAGCUAAGCCCGAAUUUUCUAGUCGAGCAGAAGAAAUUGAUGAAGAGUUAUUUCAAGAAAAAUGGACAUGCCCCGAAAAAUUUGGCUACUUUCCUCACGAGACAAGUUGUUCAAAAUUUUAUCAUUGCAGCUUUGGAACUCCUCAUCUUAAAGAAUGUUCUGAUGAUUUGUCUUAUAAUCCAUUGUACCAAACUUGCGAUUGGCAGAAAAAUGUAAAGUGUGGAUCUCAUCAGCAACAUUACCGGAGACGUUGUCGUCGAUAUGAUCGCCAAAUUCUGUGUCCACAAAACAAAACUCAUGUUGCCCAUCCCCACUGUGAUAUGUUUUACGAUUGUUCUACCGGAUCGCCAUGCCCAAAACGUUGUCCAAAUGGCUUAUUUUUCAACAGUAUUACUCGCAUGUGCGACACGGCUGAAAAUGUCAAUUGCUUGAAACGAGAUGGAGAAGUAUAUAGUCUCAAAAGCAUGGCCGAAACAUGUCACCGGAAAGGUAAAGGACAAAUGCAAGACCCCGCCAAUGACAGCUGUUUCUACAAAUGCCAUAACCAUAAAGUCCUCCGUGGCUGUUGUUCAAGAAACCGUUUUUUCAAUGAACAGAGCAACAACUGCAUAUUGAAAACCUUCAUACCUCAAAACUUAAGGAUCUUUGGAUGAAGGCGUAUAAACCUGGACCCGUACAGUUCUUUUAACAAGAUUUGUAAAUAGAAUUUAUUUUUAAGUUACGUAUUCCGAUAUUGUAUGACCAUUUUCGCGGAUGAUUUUAUUUAACUUAUAUUAAGCAUCAUCUUUUGAACUGUUAUUGUUUACUAAAUAAAACAUUGUUAACGUA